Pelobates cultripes (western spadefoot toad) is the source of this 24457-nucleotide messenger RNA. The record is from the annotation of a GenBank genome assembly. Lineage: Eukaryota; Metazoa; Chordata; Amphibia; Anura; Pelobatidae.
CAUUUUCUGCCCAGGAAGAGGUUCUCCUAUCACUAUACGUGAAGUGCACUUGUCAUUGUUCACUAGUUAACAGACAGAUACAAUGUAUCAGGCGCUCGGAACGUUGGCUCAGCUAUGGCAGGAAGGUUCUGUCUGAGGGCUACACCCAGAUACGAAACGAUUCAAGAAUCCUUUUCCGGAGCAUUCAGCCUUUCCAUCUGCACAGAAGGGCUUUCUGUGUGCGAUACUGGGACUGCCUGACCUUUUUGUCCAUUAAAUGACCAGGAGUUCUCAGUCAGGUAAUUAGAAGCAUCAAAGCAGCAAAGGUCAUAUAAACAAUGCACACUGGAUAAUUGGCUGUGUGCAAAGUUUAGAUACUUGCUUGGCUAACUGUAUGGGAUGCCUGAAGGGUUCAAGUUAACGAAUUCAAAGCUUGUUUGGUGGUGUGCUGUGUAAAGCUAUUUUAGAAGGUAAUUAUAUGACCCCAUUGUAUUUGAUUAUUUUCAUUUUAUUUUAUAUGAUACCUGAAGUGUGAGGGACAAGCAUUCGACCUGAAAAAAAAACUUUAUUUCAAUGACACAUCGGAUCUGAGACUGCACGCUUUACAAAGAAUGGCUAGUAAAGUAAGCUUGGGGGCUAGUUUAACUUGCAAGCUUUAGAAAAGUGAUUGACACUUUGCAACAUCUCCCUAUAGCGCCUGUAGUACAACAGGGGUACAGUAUCUUGCAGAGCAGACAUAGAGCCACAUGCUCCUUGUGAUGUGUUUAGCUUAAACCUAAUCCUUGUGAAAAUACAAGGAUAUAACUGGUACAAAAUUAUGCACAUAUUGGAGAAUGCACUUUUAACAAUGUGAAGUACAAGUUCUAUUUCUUAAUAGGCAAUGCAGUGUUCAAGCCAAAAUAUCAGAGCAAGAGUUAAAAAAAACAACAACUCCAUUCUCUGGAAUUAGUAUAUUUUUGAACUUGGAUAUUUCAUCUUAAGUUAUUUGAGUACUUCAUGCAAACUAUCAGAAUUUCCGGAAAUUUAUACAUAACUUAAUUUCUUUAUUUCCUGACAAUUCUUGCUUUGGUAAAUAACCCGGUGAGAGCUGAAUGUAAGUAAAAUAUACUGAACUGUAACUAGGACAUAUUAUUUAGUAGUUCUAUUAAUAUUUUAGCAGUAGCUUAUCACGUCUUUGCUCACAGCCUGACACAAUGCUUGCGAUAGCAUAAACUGACAUUGUAAAUAUUGAGCUAUAUUAAUCAUGCCUAAUUGACCCAUUUCUCAGCUGUUCCCACACUGUUUGCACACCCAAUGUUUGUCCAAGGCGAUAGCCAUAGGAUAAAGACGAUGGCAUUUUCUACCACAAAACUAAAAUUGAAAAAGUGAAUGGCAAAUUGUAUGCUGAAAUAGACAUACUGAGAAAAAUCACAAGUCACAUUUUCAAGUUUGUGUAUUUUAGUGUAAAAGUUCCUUUGUAAUUUUUCCAGAAUUCCCAGUUUAGCAAAUAAACGCAUGGAGUCUCUUUGUCAACUCUUGGGAGUUAAAAAGUCUUCAAUCUCUUUUAAAUCCUGCUUUUAAAGCGCUUCCAAUCUCUUGUUUAUAUACCUUCCUAUAUGCCAAUGGACUGACGGGCAGUCAGUAACAGUUUGACGGGCAUUUGGCUUCAUCCAGAUAGACAACACUGAUGGUGCCUAGCACAAUGCACAGAAUUUCAGUGUCUUGUGAUCUACUGCAGGUCCACAGUGUGUGUAUGUAUGUGUGUGUGUGUGUGUGUGUGUGUGUGUAUAUAUAUACCGUAUAUUGGUUAUUCCAGCUGCCAGGCCUCUCACAUCAGCACAUAACCACUAAAGUCUUACUGCAUUUCUGGAGGAAGAGCAAGGCCAUUUCAUACAAACUGAGUAACAAUCAAAGCAGAUAAGCACAGCAUUCCAUCCACCAGUCUGGCUCUGGUUGGUACUAACUCCAACUGUUCUGCUCCUUAAAUAAAUAAUGCUGCUUAAGAUACCAGCGUUUAAAUGCCUGGACUUUUGUUCUUUUACUUCUAUUUACUACAAACUGCGGAUCUGCCUGACCCGAUUGUGAUUAGAUCACUUACACUAAAAUCUAGUACGGGGAGUGUUUCGUUAGAAACCUGAUGUUCAUUUUGUUUCCCCCAUUAUAUUUAUAUUUAUAUUAUAUAUAUAUAUAUAUAUAUAUAUAUAUAUAUUAAUUUAGCAAUUUUGUCUUUUAAAUGUUCAUAUUUAUUUAUUUUAUGACUGCGAUCAAACCUUUACUUUCAAACAUUGGACUUUUAUAUUGUUGUGGUUUUUUUCUUUCUCAUUUUGAUGCAGAUCGUGUUUAAUCUGUACAGGUUUUUUUUUUUCCGGAUUGUAAUUUUUCUUAGUCUUACUGUUGCAAAUCGGAUUUUGGUACUACUCUGUACCAUGCUUUUAGGACUUUAUGGCUGAAAGCCACAUUUAUUCAUUGUGAGUCUCACUGCACUAUCUAUUGAAAGCAUCAUUGUGCCUUACAUACACUUAUCUUAUCAGUGUCUUGUACCUAGUUUGUGUUUUAGGGGUGUUAACUGUGUCCAUCCCAUUUAGGCUUGUGAGGGAAGUCCUAGUGCCCUACUUGCUCUGUGCGUCAUUGUAGGAUUAACCGUUUCUGAGGGCUUAGAGUAAUGAGGAAGGAGAGACCCUGUACGACACAAGUGUAAGAUUGGAGAAAAACUGAUCGGGCAGGUAGAUAGGAGUGUAUUGCAUUGUGUUAUAAAAAUCCUACUCAAUCAAACAGUGAUCUUAUAAUACAAUUUAACUAAAUUAUGAAAUUGAUAUUCCCAACAAAUUCUAGUUUGAAAUUAUAUUAAAAACAAUAAGUAUAGAACUUUAUACGCAUUGCUUUUAUAUAAUGAGGCUGAACAUAGUAUAGCACAUCAAAUAGUUACAUUAAUUGCAUUGGAAACCUUUCUUAUAUAACAGAAAUAGCAUGUUCAAUAUGUAUGCCCCAUUGCUUUAAUUGUUACCAUUCCUUUCUGUGGAGUUGUGGUGUUCCAAAAAGAGAGAAAUGGUUUUUCUGUUGAUACUCCAUCCAUGACAUCUCAUGUGAUAUUCAUUGAAGAGACUCUUUCACCCUGCCCCCUGCAAAAUAUAUAUUUAAUAAAGAUAACAUCUUUCUGAAAUACUCACAUUGACUGUGUUGGAUUUUCACUUCUAGUCCAACGCAGUCCAAAAAUGUACUAAUGGACUGUUGUUUUAGUAUUUUUCCUACACCUCCCUAAAAAUGAUCUACUUUUUGUCUCUUCAUGUUGAUAUAAAAUCAGGAAAUAUGCCUUUUGAAAAUUCUAAAUACAUAUUAUUCCAUACUGUAUAUUUAUAUUUUUCCUGCCAAAAUAUUAUCCCAAAUAAACAAAACAAAAAAAAAAACCUGGGUCUAAGCUAAAUAAUAUGAGGUUUCCAAGUGUAGAGGGAUAACCUUAAAUAAUUAUUAAUCAACUUUAAAGAACUACUAAAAGUGGAGGUCACCCACUCCGAUACCCAAGUGUAUACUGUUAUAAACAUUUGGAUACUUGUGACAAUUUAAACUCUUAAAAAUGUACUUUUGUAAUUCAUAAUUUACAUCUAAUUUUUUUUUUAUUAUUAUUAUUAUUAUUAUUAUUGAAUAAGGGGUAUCCUCAACUUUUAGUCUGCUCCCCCAUCAUAGGUUAGCUUUAUGCCAGAUACAUUACUGGUACAUUACUAUGCCAGAAACGUUACUGGUAGGACAAGUAGUAACGUAAAGGAUCACUAUAGGGUCAGAAACACAAACCUGUAUUCCUGACCCUAUAGUGAAAACCCACCAUUUAGGUGACUAGCUCCCCCAUUAGCCCCCUCAGAAUGGGUUAAAACUCACCUGAUUUUCAGCUCUCUACAGGUCAGCCACGCUGGCCCUGCCCCCUUGGUGACAUCAUCAAAACUGCAUCUCUGAGGAAAAUUGCAUGGGGACGCUUAACUGCAGGGCUGCUUACUGUGCAGCCCUAAGCCAGGAAGCCACUCCAGUGGCCAUCUAAGGAGUGGCCACUUGGAGGUGUCCCUAGAGGCAAUGUAAACACUGCCUUUUCUCUGAAAAGACAGUGUUUACAUGAAAAUGCCUGAAGGGAGCUAUUAUACUCACCAGAAAAACUACAUUAAGCUGUACUUGGUCUGGUGACUAUAGUGUCCCUUUAACAAAGGAUCCCGAAACAUUCUUCAUACUGUAGGGCAGAGAAUAUCCUGACAAAUAUGCAUUUGGUUCUGAAUUUUAUUAAACUGGUGCUUUUUGAAUCUUCCUAUGUGAGAGUUGGGAUUUUAAUGUGCACACCAAAUGCUUCUGAUUGCUAUAGAUACCCUUAGGCGGAAGUAAUUCCAUCCAUAUUUUGAUUUAGUAAAUAUGAGAAUUGUCACUGUGAAAAAAAAAUAUAAAAAAUCUGGUCUUUAGUGAACCGUGCAAGAGAUUGGUCAAAAAGUUUGAAGCAACCAGUAGUCCAGGACCACUAUUGACAUAAAAACAUCUCAUUAAAAAGGCUAACCACUUAGGCUAGUGGUGUUGUGGAGACAGGCACUGAGGCUAGUGGUGUUGUGGAGACGGGCUUUUAAAAAUGUACUUUUGUAAUUCAUAAUAUAAUUCAAAAUUUAAUUAUUGAAUAAGGGUUAUCCUCAAAUUUUAGUCUGCUCCCCAUCAUAGGUUAUCUUUAUGCCAGAUACAUAUAAUUUUAUACAUUUUGAUGAGUAGCACAUGUAGAAUGUAAAACUCAAACGUUACUGGUAGGACAAGUAGUAAUGUAAAGGAUCACUAUAGGGUCAGAAACACAAACCUGUAUUCCUGACCCUAUAGUGAAAACCCACCAUUUAGGUGGCUUGCUUUAGGAGGCUAGUGGUGUUGGGGAGACGGGCUCAGGCACUGAGGCUAGUGGUGUUGGGGAGACGGGCUCAGGCACUGAGGCUAGUGGUGUUGGGGAGAUGGGCUUGGAGACUAUGGUGAGGCCUAAUAGAAAGCAGUUGUUGUUGGGGGAUUCCAUCAUAAGAGGUGUGGAGAUAGACAAUGGUGGUCUUGUGAGGUGUCUUCCCGGAGCUACUGCUCACAGAGACAGGAGACGAAUCUCUAAUAUUGUUAAGCAAGCAAAGCAGGAAGGGGAAUUGGAUGUACUUGUCCAUCUUGGGACAAAAGACUUGGCUUGCAAUGAGGUUUGAGAGGUUAAGGAAGUUUUUAGUGUUUUUGCCAAUGAUAUACGGCAGGUUGCUUCCAUACUGUCAUUCUCUGAAGUUCUGCCUGUGCAUAACACUCAGAACGACAGGCGGAUGCGUAUUAGGGACUUUAAUUUGUGGCUUGGUGAAUGGUGUCGGAGCAAGGAUUUGGCUUUAUUUUUCAUGGUAGCUCUGUUUGAAAUGGAUAUAAGCUGUACAAAAAAGAUGGUUUGCAUCUUUCGCAAAAGGGAACAAAUGUUCUCAGUGAUCAGUUCAGCGGUUUUGCUAGGAUGUAUUUAAACUAGGAGGGGGCGGGGGGGCAAAAGGGUGAUAAAACAUCAAUCCAAUUGCCCCCCAAAACAAGGACAGAAGGUGCCUGUAGCAAGUGUGUUAAAAAAUGAUAAGCUUAGAGUCAUGUCUACAAAUGCUCGCAGUUUAGGAAAUAAGAUCCAUGAACUUGUGGCAAUAAUGGCAACUGAUAGUGUAGAUUUAGUCGCUGUUACUGAGACAUGGUAUAAUGAGAAAAAUGACUGGGACAUAGCAAUACCAGGGUACUCUUUAUAUAGAAAACAUAGGGAAGGCAAGAAAGGGGGAGGGGUGGCCCUGUAUGUAAAGGAUAGCAUAAAAUCUAGCCUAAUAAAAGUUAGUGAGGUGAACACAGAGUCCGUUUGGGUUAUGUUAGAAUUUGGUAAUCACACAGUAACUCGUGUAGGUGUGAUUUAUAGGCCCCCAGGACAAAUAGAGUUAGAUAUUCUACUAGUUGAGGAAAUAACUUCCCCCUUCAUUGUCAUUUUAGCUAUCAUCAUGGGUGACUUUAAUCUUCCUGAUGUGAAUUGGAAAACAAAAAUAGCUGCUUGUGCCAGGAGCACACACAUUCUAAACUAUUAUCAGACUGGAGCAAUUUAAAUGGAGUCCAAGAGAAAUGGGAUUAUUUAAAAGUUGCACUACGGAAGGCAACAGAAAAUUGCAUUAGGCUUGUCAGUAAAAGCAAAAGAUUCAAAAAACCACUGUGGUACUCUGCAGAUGUGGCCAAAAUAGUAAAAAACUAAAUGUUAGCAUUUAGUAAUUAUAUAAAAACCCAGAGUGAGGAAGACAGAAUGAUCUAUAAGAUUAGGCAGAAAGAGGCUAAGCAAGUUAGAAGAGCUUCCAAAUCACACACAGAAGAGAAAAUAGCACAGUCAGUAAAAAAGGGGGGACAAAACAUUUUUUAGAUACAUAAAUGAGAAAAGGAUAGUAAAACAAGGAUUAGUUAGAUUAAAAACAAAAGAGGGAAGGUAUGUAGAAGAGGAUAAAGGUCUAGCUGACUGCCUCAAUGAAUAUUUUUGUUCGGUAUGUACAGAUGAAAAUGAAGGAAAGGGACCUCCGUUAAGAAAAAGGAUAAAUUAGUCAUUUAUCACACGUGAGUUUACAGAGGAAGAGGUUCUAUUUCAAUUGUCAAAAGUAAAGACAAAUAAGUCAAUGGGACCUGAUGGAAUACACCCAAAGUUAUUAAACGAGCUUAGUGGUGUGGUGUAGUGUUGUGCCCAUUCACAAGAAAGGUAAUAGGGAGGAGUCGAGCAACUAUAGGCCAGUAAGCCUUACUUCAGUAGUGGGGAAAGUAAUGGAAACCAUGUUAAAGGAUAGGCUUGUUGAACAUCUAAAAACACAUGUAUUUCAAGAUCAGAGACAACAUGGGUUUACUUCAGGGAGAUCAUGCCAAACUAAUCUUAUUGAUUUUAUUUUAUUUUUUUUAUUUUAUUUUUUUUUUUUUGAUUGGGUAACUAAAAUUAUAGAUCAGAGUGGUAAAGUAGACAUUUCUUACCUAGAUUUCAGUAAGGCUUUUGACACUGUUGCACAUAGAAGGCUUAUCAAUAAACUGCAAUCCUUAAGCUUGGAUUCCAAUAUUGUUGAAUGGGUAAGGCAGUGGCUGAGUGACAGGCAACAGAGGGUUGUAGUCAAUGCAGUAUAUUCGAAGCUUGGGCUUGUCACCAGUUGGGUACCUCAGGGAUCUAUACUUGGACCCAUUCUCUUUAAUAUUCUUAUUAGUGAUAUUGCAGACGAUCUUGAUGGUAAGGUAUGUCUUUUUGCUGAUGAUACUAAGAUAUGUAACAGGGAUGUUCCAGGAGGGAUAAGCCAAAUGGCAAAUGAUUUAGGUAAACUAGAAAAAUGGUGAGAGUUGUGGCAACUGAUAUUUAAUGUGGAGAAGUGCAAGAUAAUGCAUCUUGGACAUAAAAACCCAAGGGCAGAGUACAGUAUAUUAUAUAGAGUCCUAACCUCAACGUCUGAGGAAAGGGAUUUAGGGUGAUUAUUUCUGAUGACUUAAAGGUAGGCAGACAAUGUAAUAGAGCAGCAGGAAAUGCUAGCAGAAUGCUUGGUUGUAUAGGGAGAGUUAUUAGCAGUAGAAAGAGGGAAGUGCUCAUGUAAUUGUACAGAACACUGGUGAGAUAUCACUUGGAGUAUUGUAUGCAGUACUGGAGACCAUAUCUUCAGAGGGAUAUUGAUACUUUAGAGAGAGUUCAAUAGAAUAGAAAUGAAAACUCAGAAGCAUGUAGGUGACAAAUGUGCAAUGUAACUUCAAUUAUUUUAUAGAAAAGAGGAAAUUGAAUUAAGUGUUUAGAAAUUAUUAAAGCUUGUUAAAUGUGGCUAGAUAAGUGUUCCUUUCUUUUAUUAAAAUGUUUUAGUAAAUUGAAUAGAUUUGCUGUAUCACUAUGUAAAAAAAAGUCUUUGUAGGAGAAAAUACAGUUUAGAACAUGAUUCUGUUCUAUUUCUUUACAUUGGAACAGGUGUAGGAGGUAGGCAUGCGUUUCCAAGAAUUAGUGUGCUAAUUUUUAUUUUCAUUUUUUUUUUUUUUUAUUCCCCACAUGUAAACUCUCACCUCAAGCCAUAUUUUAUCAGCUUGUCCAUAUUUCUAAUUCUCUGUAGGAUAGGUAUAGAUGCAUCUUGUACUCUCUAUCCUAUUGAGGUUAACUUUGUCAUCUUACACUUUUUUUUUUUUUUUUUCUGUCCUAGAGGUUAAAUGAAAUAUUUCUCCAAUUAGCAGUCUAUUCUCAACUGCUGAGCGCACAUUACUGUUAAUAGGUCAGAUAAACCUGUGAUUUAUAAAUUAUUGUGAAAUCUGAUGCAAAUGAGGGAACAGUGCUACUGAACCUUGCAGAACCCAAAGAGGAAAUUGAAGAAAUGGGGUAAAAAUAAAAUGGCAGCAACGGUUAGAAUUACCAGACAGAAUUGCCUUACUACUAGAGCUUUCUCUUCUUCCUCCAGGUUCAUGUUUUCUUUUGGGCUUUUAUUUUUGUAUUUAUUUUUUGUGGGAUUAAUUUUAAAGGAACACUUUUUUUUUUUAUUUAUUUUUAUUUUUUUAUUUUUUUUAUAUUUAGGAAUGGAAAGAUGCAUUCCUAAUGCUAAGCUGCUUCCUCCUCCUCCCUCAAUCUAUGAAAGGGUUAAAAAAACACAUUCAGUCGUUUUUUCUGGUUUCAGAGCCAAUGCCCCUCCUCCACCGACGUGAGCAGAUGGUGGGGGGGACCCCAAUGCUUCAUGCAUGCAUUAGGCCUUCCCCAUAGGAAAGCAUUGAAUCAUUGCUUUCCGAUAGGGUUUUGCUUGAUCCUGGACGUCCUCAUGCAAAGCGAAGAGGAUGUCCAGCGUUGUUUCACGGCAUCAAACUCUGUAAAACUGCAGGAAGCGCCUCUAGGCGCUAUAUGGUAGAUAGCCACUAGAGGCAGUAUUAGCACUAUAAAGUACUAAAACUGCAGUGUUUUACAUUGCAGGACUAAGGGGGACAGACCACUUCAAUGAGAUGACGAUGUCUGGAAGCCUAUAGUGUUUCUUUAAAUGUCUGUGUGCAAGUUAUUUGAGUUUUGUGAAGACACAUCUAAUAUAUUAUUUCUUUACUUCAGGUAGUAAACGUUUACCCAGUGCUGCUUAUGGAAAAUCUUUUUUCAAGAUGAACUGUAGAACUUCAAGCAUCUCCUUCACCACUAUACCAGUUGCGUGAUUAAGUUGAACAGAGCAAUUUAAAAAUUUUUUUUUUUUUUUUUUUUUUUUUUUUUUUUAAAAGCUGGCAGCCACAGUGUGAAAUAACAUGUUUUUAACAUUUUCAAGAAAAUCUGUUUCACAGAAACUAAGCAUAUUGCUGCUUGCGUUUGGAUUCAUUUGGGGACUGAUGUUGCUACGCUACAUGUUUCAAUAUCCAAGACACCAAAGCAGUGGGGAACUUAGAGAUCAGAUAUUAGACUUGAGUAGAAGAUAUGUUAAAGCUUUGGCAGAGGAGAACAAAGACGUUGUAAAUGGUGGGAAUGGAGAAUCCGUGUCAGGAUACGGUAAGAAGCCCUGUUAAUGUUGUAAAUACAUUAUAUAGAGCAAUGAUUGGGGUGCAGCUUUAAAGAUAAAUCUUUUACAAAUGCUGAAAUGUUGCUUCUUGCUGGAAUUGACCUUUCUUCUUUAAAAAAAAAAAAAAGAAAAAAAAAAAGUAUUUUAAAAAUUAAUAUUGCACUGUUCAAAGUGCUGUCUGUUGCAUUUGGCGUUAGGAGCAGAGCAGAGGUUUCUGGAAAUUGUAGUUUAGUUAGCAACUUUUAACUUAAAAGCUUUUAAAUUCACUACAACUCCCAGAAAUCUUUGCUGUUCUCUAGAGUGACGCUGAGCUUUAGUAAGGAGUGAUAGAAAGCCACCUAUAAUCCAAUACAGCCAGUUACAGUAACUAUCAUGAAGGGGCAAAACAGAGGAGGCAUUGUUUUGGGAAGACACCUAAAGGUGAUAUUAAUGUUCGAUGUGCAGCUGAAGUGAGUUAUACUCACUUGAAGUUCUCGAUCAUGGGCACCACAAUCUUCUUUCUUCAACUGCCAGGAGCCGUGCUAUUGCUCUACUGUGUGCGUACAGCAGAAAGGUCUAUUGAGAAAACUGCAAGACCACAGGAUUCUCCAUAGACCAACUUGCAUGAUGUGUAACAAGGUGACUGUCUCCCACUGCCAUUGCUACCUAUUGCAAUAAGUGUAUCUACAUUUUCUGACUGGUGGAACUUCAAUGUAGUUAACAUUGUUCCAUAAUGAUUGUACCGUUAUUAAAUACUCAGGUAUAUUAUUAUGGUGUUCGCUUUAAGGUAUAGAUUGUGUCAAAACAUUUAUUUAGAAGAAAAAAAAAAAAAAAUAAGCAGGCAAAAAAUUAAUUAUUCAUGACAAAAGUUAUAAAUGUGCGAUAGUUAUUAGUGCCUAGAUAGUAUCUUUAACUAUUUGCAAUUCUUCAGCAUAAACCUAUUUAUUAAUUCAAAUAACAAACAUUUUGCUAGCAAAAUACAGUUAUGUACCUAUAACUAAACACUAAUGAAUCCUGAGCUAUCAAAUUCUUACUUGCAUUAACCUCACUUGGAAGGGGGUGGGGGGGAGGGGAUGUCUGUUUUGCUGUGAUUGCAAGAUCUUUUCAGGAGUUGUGUGAUGGCACUAUCUUUUCUGGUUAAAUUUCCUGACUGCAAUCAUUACUGUUUCACUUAUACUGUAAUGUUGUGGUUGGAACACUGUAAGCUCCCUGCUCGAAUCUUUGCAUGAUCUUUAAAGUGCACAAAAACAAACUAGACAUAUUAAUUGUCAAAUUUCUUGCACAUUUAUAGAUCAAUAGAUAUUGUAUAUUCUGAAGCUUGGGAAUGUCAUGAAUGUUUAAUGCACUUUAGUCCUAUUCCCUUAUUAAUUGAAAAUGCAUGCUGAGCCAAUCCUGGUGUCAUCAGUGAGGCAUCAGAAGAAGACAGCUCAGUGCAGGGAUCUUAAAUUUAAUUCUACCAUCAAGUAAUGUCAUGGCCCUGUAGGCUGCCACGGUAUAUAUUACAGUGGAAAGUAUAGUAUCACAUGACCGAUUUGCAACACAUGAGGCAGUCUCUCCCCUAAGCUGGUCAUCUGACUCUACUCUACACUCAUCAGGUCUGUUUAAGGAAGAAUACACACUAGCAUGUGAGAGAGCGUGAUAGUUGGAGUUCAUAUGUACAUAAUACCGCUAAGUUAUUCUUUUAGCUUGUAAGCUCACGGGCCAUCUAGCUAACCCCUUUGUAUGAAAGAGCACCAAUGGCUAGUUAUCAGUUUACCGGCAGGGCUCUCUCUACCUCUUGUAUUUGUUUGUGUAUAUUGUACGUUCUCCACUCCGCUGCGGAAUCUGACGCUUUAUAAAUACAUAAAUUAAACUUGAAGUGAUCCUGCCAUGAGCAAUAUAGGCUUGGAGUUUUUGAACCAUCUGCUGUAACUCCUGUUAUACAAUUAAGUGUUUCUUCCCUUAAUACUAUUAAAAGUUCAUAUUUUAAUAUAUCUUCAUUACAAUUUUUGUCCUGCGGAGAACAUCAAUAAACAAGGAUUAGUUAGAUUAAAAACUGUCAGGGCUUAAUUGGGUUGGGAGUCCGGCAGGCAGAGCUGUAUGCUCACCCUUGCAAGAAAACACGGGCCGAGGUGGUCAGGUGAGAAUUCACCUGGCCUGUGAGUCUGUGCACGGGGGUUGUGCAGGGUAAACUCCAAGUCGCGGUACAGGAAUGGAUAAAGCAGGAGAAUAGUCGUGGGAAGCCAAAGGUCAGAGGAUGCCAGAAGUCAGAAUCAACGAAACACCAAGCCGGGGUCAAGAGAUACACUGGAGAACAGGAGACCGCAAACCGAUAACCAGAGUCAAGGAACUGACACUGCCUUCUGGGAGAGGCAGUGUUUUAUACCUGGCUAACGAGACUAUGCACAACAGGUGUACCAGGAGUAAUUGCAAAUAAUGUCCAGCCCCCAGUGCUGAAUACUAGACAGGGCAGGAAUGAACUUCCAGGCAGAAAGCAAGAACCGAAAGAGGUUCAGAGGCAGAGACACAGACCUGAAAUGCACAAGACCUCAGGUUCAAGUCCCCUGUUGGGCUCUUCCAGGGUGACCACAUCUUACUGUCUGUAUGUUGCGGUGAUAACCGUGACAAAAACAAAAGGAAGGUAGGUGUGUAGAAGAGGAUAAAGGUCUAGCUGACUGCCUCAAUUAAUAUUUUUAAGUAUUUACAGAUAAAAAUUAAGGUAAGGGGCCUCAGAUAAGAAAAAGAACAAAUUAUUCAUUAGUUACAUGUGAGUUUACAGAGGAAGAGGUUCUAUUUCCGCUGUCAAAAGUAAAGACAAAUAAGUCAAUGGGACCUGAUGGAAUACACCCAAAGUUAUUAAAAGAGCUUAGUGGUGUACUAACAAAAACAUUAACAGAUUUAUUUAACCAAUCAUUGUUAACAGGAGUAGUCCCAGAAGAUUGUAAGCUAGCGAAUGUUGUGCCCAUUCACAAGAAAGGUAGAAGGGAGGAGUUGGGUAUCUAUAGGCCAGUAAGCCUUACUUUAGUAGUAGGGAAAGUAAUGGAAACCAUGUUAAAGGAUAGGAUUGUUGAACAUCUGAAAACCUAUGGAUUUCAAGAUCAGAGACUACAUGGGCUUACUUCAGGGAGAUCGUGCCAAACUAAUCUUAUUGAUUUUUUUUUUUUUGAUUGGGUUACUGAAAUAAUAGAUCAGGGUGGUGCAGUAGACAUUACUUACCUAGAUUUCAGUAAGGCUUUUGACACUGUAGCACAUAGAAGGCUUAUCAAUAAACUGCAAUCUUUAAGCUUGGAUUCCAAUAUUGUUGAAUGGGUAAGGCAGUGGCUGAGUGACAGGCAACAGAGGGUUGUAGUCAAUGGAGUAUAUUCGAAGCAUGGGCUUGUCACCAGUGGGAUCUGAACUUGGACCCAUUCUCUUUAAUAUUUUUAUUAGUGAUAUUGCAGAGGAUCUUGAUGGUAAGGUAUGUCUCUUUGCUGAUGAUACUAAGAUAUGUAACCGGGUUGAUGUUCCAGGAGGGAUAUGGCAAAUGAUUUAGGUAAACUAGAAAAAUGGUCAGAGUUAUGGCAACUGAUAUUUAAUGUGGAGAAGUGCAAGAUAAUGCAUCUUGGAAGUAAAAACUGUACUGAAUAUUUGAUAGAGUCCUAACCUCAACAUCUGAGGAAAGGGAUUUAGGGGUGAUUAUUUCUGAUGACUUACACCCUGUUCCAAAUUAUUAUGCAAAUUAUAUUUUUCUCAUUUACCUAAAUAAUUGAUGUAAAAAACAGUCAGCAUAAUUAUCAUGUUAUCAACUAUAAAGAGUUCAAUUCAAAUUUUUUUGAACACACCUAAUGAUAACCGUAUUUUCUUUAAACAUAAACUUACAAUGCACUGUUCCAAAUUAUUACACACAGUAAGUUUCAAAACACUUUAUAGGUUGUAAAGAACUGAAAACUGUCAUUUGUUGUGUUUGCAGCAUAUUUACUGAAAUCCAAAGCUAUUUCAAUCAAACUUAAAACAACAUUUCAACUUUUUAAACAUUUUAACAGGUCACGUUACAUUUUAACAUGGACCCCUUAUUUGAUAGCAGCUUCACAAGUCUUGCAUCCAUUGAACUUAUGGGUUUUUGGACAGUUUCUGCUUGAAUUUGUUAGCAAGAUGUCAGAAUAGCCUCACAGAGCUGCUGUUUGGAUGUAAACUGCCUCCCACCCUCAUAGAUCUUUUGCUUGAGGAUGCUCCAAAGGUUCUCAAUAGAAUUGAGGUCAGGGGAGGAUGGAGGCCACACCAUGACUUUCUCUCCUUUUAUCCCCAUAGCAGCCAUUGAUGCAGAGGUAUUCUUUGCAGCAUGAAAUGGUGCAUUGUCAUGCAUGAAGAUGAUUUUAUUACUGAAAGCAUAGUUCUUCCUAGUGUACCAGGGAAGAAAGUGGUCAGUCAGAAACUCCACAUGCUUUGCAGACGUCAUCUUUACACCUUCGGGGACCCUGAAGGGGCCGACCAACUCUCUUCCCAUGAUUCCGGCCCAAAACAUGACCACCACCUUGCUGACGUUGCAACCUUGUUGGAACAGGGUGGCCGUCCACCAACCAUCCACUAUUCCAUCCAUCUGGACCAUCCAUGGUUGCACAGCACUCAUCAGUGAACAGGACUGUUUGAAAAUUAGUAUUCAUGUAUUUUUUUUUGCCCAAUGCAGCCGUUUCUGCUUGUGAGCAUUGGUUAGUGGUGGCCGAAUAGAAGGUUUAUGCACAGUUGCAAGACUCUAGAGGACUCUACACCUUGAUGUCCGUGGGACUCCAGAGGCACCAGCAACUUCAAAUAUCUUUUUGCUGCUAUGUAAUUGUAUUUUAGCAGCUGCUCUCUUGAUCCGAUGCCUGGAUCUGGCAGAAAUCUUCCUCAAUGUGCCUUUAUCUGCACAAACCCGUCAGUGCUCUGAAUCAGCCACAAAUCUAAUAGUGCGAUGAUCACGCUUAAGUUUUCGUGAAAUAUUUAAUGUUUUCAUACCUCUUCCAAGGCAUUGAACUAUUUCACUCUUUUCGGCAGCAGAGAGAUUGUUUUUCUGCCCCAUAUUGCAUGAAAAUGGUGCUCUGCUUAAUAAUAUGGAACACCCCGCCCUUUAGUAGUUUUUCCUUAAAUUACGCUCACCUGGCAAUCUAAUUAUCACAGGUGUCCGAGAUUGUUUUUAGUGAUCAAAAGAGCCCUGAGACACAAUGCCAUCCAUGAGUUAAACUGAAAAACAAAAUAUUUAAUCUUUGUGACACUUAAAUAGAAUUUAUAUAAUAAUUUGGAACCGGGUGUAUAAAGGAUACAUGGUUAAUGUACUGCCUUCACAACAAUCUCAAUGUUUAUUUCUAGAGAAGCACUGCAUGACUUCAACCCUCUCUCUAACCACAUACAACAUAUGGUACACCUUUUUAAGAACCUUUGAAGAAUAGUUUGCAUAAUCUCCACAUCUCAUUGUGAUUAAAAAGUACCUUUUUGAAGGGUGAUGACGGUUGUUGAAACAUUGUAGAGAACUUUAGCAGAUUUAAUAUACUAUAUAUUUAAUAAAAAUUAUGUUUGCAUAUAGCUGUGAUGGCGAACCUACGUAACGUGCCAUAUUGUAAAGCGCUACGGAACCUGUUGGCUCUAUACAAUUGGCCAUAAUAAUAGGAUUUCACUGCUUGCGUGUGAUCCAAAGGUUUGCCAUGUCGCAACUGGAUCUACCUUUAACCCCUUAAGGACACAUGAUGGAAAUAUUCCGUCAUGAUUCCCUUUUAUUCCAGAAGUUGUGUCCUUAAGGGGUUAAGGAAGCACAGAUGAAGAUGCACCAUUAGGCGGGAGCAGCGUCAAAGGAUACUGCCCAACCCCCCCCCCAAAAAAUCACUAUAUGCCAGAUCUGCAAUAUUUUAAAUAAUAAAAUGAUUCACUAGUAAUCAGAAAGUGGAGUGCAUGAUCUGCACCUUCACCUGGUACAAACCAUAAUAAUCGCUCCUCCGCUGGGAUUCAUAGCCUGCAGUCUAACGUCCUCACUGAGAUCCGGACCAGAAGGAGCUAUUGUUAUGGUCUGUACCAGGGGGAGAUGCAAACAAUGCACUCCACCACCGGACUAGUAUGGAAUUAUUAAAGGGUUAGUCCAAGCAACAUGACCACUUCUUUGAUUUGUUUAUUUGGUUGGAGUAACACUCCCACUGAACCAGCAAGCAUUUAUUAACCCAACUGCACCACCAAGUGAAUAUAGAUCACUCACUGCAGAAAAGGUUAGUAGGAGAUGGGUCAAAAUGAUUUCCUUUUUAAUUUUAUUUUAGGAAUUCAGAUAAAUUUAAAUAAACACUGAAGUUGCAGUUUUGAUACACAGGUCACUGGCAUGUAGUGUGUGUGUGUGUGUGUGUGUAUAUAAUUAUAUUAAAAAAAAAUUCCUCAUUUUUUUAAUAUUUGUUUUUAACUUUUAGAACAGUAAUGGGGAUAGGUGCAAAUGUUUCUAUGCCUGUAUUUUUUUAGGUUCUCCUGAAAAUGUGUGUAAUUGCUAAUAUGUCAAGUGACACUUACUGUUAUCAUAAAUACCCCAGUACAGUUCCAAAAAGGAACAAUUUUAACACCAACUUAAGGGAAUAGAACAGUCCUAGAACUUUCACAAAUGUAUUCUUUAUUCUUAUAGAAGUCAAUGUUUCAGUUUCCCCAGAGAUCUUUCUCCAGUGUGACUUUAGCUUGGCAUAAGGUACAGCAAAGACUGUUCUUGAUAGCUUUUGCUGUCGCACCGAUUUUCCAGUAUUUCUGUCUUGCCACGUUAUGUAAGGAGGUGGAUUGUUUUGUUAGCACUAUAAGCAUUGUUCAAAAUUUGGAAUGCAGUGGAGAUUUGGAAACAAUGUCCUCGGGGAGGAAUUUAAUUUCUCUUCCCACUAAACUAUUUAUACUUUAAAAACAUUCCACAUCCUCAAAGUGACAUUGGUCACUUUAUGAAAUCCCUUUUUGUCUUAUUGUUUUUACCUCCUAUUUUUUGUGCAUAUGGCUUCAUUUUUAAUUAUUAUUUUAAAAUAUGGUGGUAGUAUACAUCAAGAUAACAAUGCCAACUCUUUAUUGCCAUAUAAUAAAAGGAGAGGUACUCACAACUACAGUUGUAGGCAAAGCUAGCAUCUCAGUCUGUAAAGUAAAGCAAGACAAAUCAUGCUGAAGUCAAACAAAAAAAUUAACUUAGUGGCAUACUGAUAUGACAUGCAUCUCUUAAAUAAAGAAAAAAUGUGAAUGAAGGCCCCCAGGGAGGCACAAUAAAGGAAAUAGUGGAGAAUAAAUCAGCAGAUAAGGAAAAUUAUUAUGCUGGUAUAGACAAAACUAUUUGAGCAUGUUGUUGUGUUGAUCAAUGGGCAUAUGUUCAUAAACUGAAGAAUGAACUUGCUAUAUGGGUUGUCAACAGGUUUAUUUAGGGUUUCAUGUCAACUAGGUGAACUUCCCAGACCAGGGACUGUAAGAUCUCUCUAUAUAGGCUGAGAAAGUCACCAACCAGUACCCAGGUGUUAAAGCUGUCAGGCAAACCAUGCCGCCCAGUCUAGACAAUCGAAAGAUCUGUCCUGAUGGGCGGUCAAGAUGGAAAGUGGCAACUAUUCACCCCUCUGUGUUGAAACCCGCUCCAUAACAGUUACUGAGGUGGCCGUGUUAUCGGGGGACACAGACAGCCCUUAUCAACCCAUCUUCUGGAAACUAACAGGCCAUGGCUGGAACCUAGUUAUGGAUGGAUAGUUAUGUGCAUGGACUCCCGCACCAUGCACAUUCCCCCGCGGUCUCUACUUUGGCUAAUUGAGUGGAUGCACUGACCCCAACAGCCUGACGGAGCUUCAGUCGACCCCAGAAAGGUGAGCACAGGAGGUUGAAUGCAGCCAGGAAAUCUCUGUGGUGCUGUAUAGGCUCUUUAGCAACAUCACAUGCCCAGUCGCCAUCAUAGAGAGUAAAAAAAGUAUGUGCACACUCUGGGCAGGCAACAAUCUAUAAGCAAUAGUGAUGAUUGCUGGGACCAAAAUCUAUCGGUGGAAGCUAGAAGAUGCUUGUACCUUGAGCCAUCAGGUUACAAGAUGAACUUCUAUGCUAUUCUGUUAAUUAGACCUGAAAAGGUAUAACAUGUAUACAAUUUAGCUUUUGUUCUCCAAGAUCAAUCAUAAAUUUAGGUCAGUGAUUGUUUACCAAAAGAAAUAUACUUUCUCCUUGGGUCAGUUUUUAGUUUUGUCUUUCAGAUCAAAUGCCUCUAGCCUAAUCGAAUGAUUAAAGGAACCCUAUAGGCACCCAGACCACUUCAGCUCAUUGAAGUGUUCUGGGUACAGUGUAAAAUACUGCAGUUUUAGAGAAACUGCAAUGUUUGCAGUGCUAAGACAGCCUCUAGUAGCUGUCUACCAGACAACCACUAGAGGGGCUACAGGGAAUUUACCGGAGUUUAGGUCGCUUAACUGACGCUGGACUUCUGUAUGUUCUGCAUGAGGACAUCCAGCGUCAGUAAAAAUCCCAUAGGAAAGCAUUGAUUCAAUUCCAGCGCUGAGGUGCAUUGGCGCUGGGACCUGGUGAAUAAUGAAAGGGCUUUUAACCCUUCAUUGGCUGGAUAUGGGGCUGCAAGGGAGGGGGUAGGCAGAGGGCUCUAUAGUUUUUAGGAAUACAGCUUUGUUUUCAUAAUAGUAUAGGUUCUCUUUUAAGGUACACUUAAAGGAACAUUUAUUACCUUUUUAAAUAUUCUAUUUAAUUCUAAAUGCAGCCUAAAUAUAACUUUUCAAUAUACUGCUUAUUUUUAAAUCCGUUUUAUUCUGUCAAUUAUAUAUAAUUAACACAAUAAUAAAACGGCAGUGAAACAUAAACCCAUCUGAAAGUUAAUGCCAACCAGAAUAGUGCAACUUAACAUCACUCAUCAGUCACUACAUUUGUUAAACGGUUUGACUUCUUACCUGACAUCUGGCUAUGAUCAUUCUGCGGUAGCAGACAUUGUCGUGAGUAGACUGUACAACAUGGUUUUUGCAUAAUAAAACCUCUGACUCUUUCAACAGUAGUUGAUUCGUUCCAGGGAAGUAUGAGUGCAUAAAGAAAAUACGUAAUAAAAGUUUUCGUAUAAUAUAAUAUUCACUAAAGUAAACUAAAGGGUUAGUCUAAGCGUCAAACUAUGACAGCUUGGGUUUGCCAUUUAAAUGACUCCCCACCGGGCUCCAAGGCUCCUUGUGGCUCCGGUGACUCAUUUCUGCAACUGGAUGCCAAUAAUGUCGCCAUUCAUUGGCUGAGAACAUCAGCUGAGAAUCUUCAUGUCACAUGACCAUUCAAGACGUGCUGCUACUGUGUAUUGUCCAUUUUUGUGUGUAUUUCAUUUUGUUUCUGUGUGUAUUUUUGUACGUAAAGCAAAAAAAAGCUUUUGUUGAUGUUUAAUAAGUUAUGUAAAGGGAAAAACCUAAAAAAUCCAAAGAUCAAGUCAUCAGGGUUAUUGUAGAGGGGGGGGGGGGAAAGCAAUGUGUUUAAACAUGGAGUUUCUAAGUAGUAAUCAGAUGUGCAUUUAAAUGUUGGCCUCCUGUAGAGAGAGCGAGUGGAGAUGUAAAUAAAGAAAACAAAAAAACCUAUAAAACCCUGCCAUGUUUUCACAAUAUCGGUGAAAAAGGAACCAAGAUAAAACAUAGAAGGUAAACCUAUUUUGGUUUUCUACACACAAUGCAGGAAGUGCAUUUAAUGAACAAAACCAUAUUGAUUUGGUAGAAAAUAAGUGUGAAGGAGUACUUUUUUUUUUUUUGUUGUAAUUUCACACCCUAUUUAUCAGAAAUAUACAGUGAGUACACGUAAUUGUAAAAGUUUUGUUUGUAGUGCAUAUUUUGUUUGUAGUGCAUAUACUUUUUAUAUUACAAUCUCUCCAAUAUUGCCAUGCAUCAAGGCUAUGAAUGAGCACUUAGGAGAGACACUCCUUUGGAUAAUGUAACUCAAAAGACAACCAUAAUCAAAUUUUCACUUUUUUUUUUUGUUUGGUUUUUUUUUUUGUUUGUUGCAUUUAAUGAAACUUAAAGGGACACUAUAGUCACCAGAACAACUACAGGUUUUUGUAUUUGUUCAGGUGAGUAGAAUCAUUCCCUUCAGGCUUUUUGCUGUAAACACUGUCUUUUCAGAGAAAAGGCAGUGUUUACAUUACAGCCUAGGUAUACAUCCACUGGCCACUCCUCACAUGGCUACAAUAGGUGCUUCCUGUGGCAGUGCUGCACAGUGAGCAGUGCUGCCAUUCAGUGUCUCCACCCUCUGAAUGCAGACACUGAACGUUCCUCAUAGAGAUGCAUUGAUCUCAAUUCAUCUCUAUGAGGAGGUGAUUAUUGGCUAGGGUUGUGGUUGACUUGUGCUGGCUCUGCCUCCUUGCCAUUCUCAGCCAAUCAUAUGGGGAAUAAUUGUGAUUAAUCCUAGCUGGACCUGGCACCCAGACCACUUCAUUAAGCUGAAGUGGUCUGGGUGCCUAGAGUGGUCCUUUAAGGAUUUAUUUUGUUUUAGGUUUUUUUUUUUUUUUAUUAAACUAAAAAUUUUUUUUUAUUUUUUUUUAAUCUGGCAUUGCAGCCAUGUUGUGUCAGACUUCACUGUUAUCGGACCAACUGUGCUCAACCCAAGAUGCCUGUGGCUGUAGGUUUAUACAAAGCAAUCACAGCAUCCGCUCGGUCAGAUAAAAAAAAUAAAAAAUCAAUAUACAUAAUGGGGAAAAAAUUGUUUCACUAAAGGUAAUACGCUUUAAAUACUCAGCUAAAUAAUACAAUGCUAAAUAGAAAGGAUGAGGGCAUUUCUCUCAGAAUCCUCACAAACCGGCUACUACACACUUCACUUUGGCUGCACUCUUAAUUAAUUCCAUUGCAUAUGUUUGUGGGACUAUAUAGAAAGUUGCCAAUUUCCCACAAGGUAGAAAUGUAAUAUAUUGCCAACACGUGUGUAAUAAGUCUAUCACUCCCUUUUCACUUGCAGAAGUGGUUUUCACAAUUUUUUUUUAUUUUUUUUUCCAAAAUCCCCUAUGGAAGCCUUUAUCACUGAAUUAGAAAAUGAAAACUUGAGUGAAUGUCCGUUACUGACAUACUCACCAAUUCCCUCAUCCAAGCAAGUACAAUGAUAUUGUACUUUAAUUUGUGAAAGUGCUUUAUGUAUGAAGUGUUUUUGUUGUUUAACAAAAAAGUGCAGAUUUUUUUUUUUUUUUAUAAAUUAGCCUUGUUACACCCCCUGGCUACCAACAACAACCAGUUCUGUUAUGUCUUGUUUUGUUUAACUCAAAUUAGUUAAACUUUCUAGUGCAGAGGCAUCAAUUGGAGCACAUGCCUUGAAAAAAAACGUCUUGGGGAGCUGCCCUGGGAAGUCUGUGAUUGGACAGCUACAGAGAAUCUGUUUUUAGAAUUUUUUUAUUUUUUUUUCACGUGUGUGUGUGUGUGUGUGUGUGUGUGUGUGUGUGUGUGUGUUAAUAUAAAUAUAAUAUUAUACCACACACCUGUACAGACCCACUGUAGUAGGUUCACAAAUUAAGUCUGCAUUGCAAAAAUAAACCAUUCACAUUUUGAACUUCUCCCCACACACACACACACACACUCUUAAGGGGUUAAUGAUCAGCCACAGGAUGUCACACCCAUGUACAUUCACUGUAUGCAAUAAUCUCCCCCAAUAAACAAAUACUGUACAACUUUUUACAGUUUCGAUGUCAUUUUAACCACAAUGGCUUGUUUCCCUCAAGGUUUUGAAACCUCCUAACAGUUGUAUGUUCUUUUAUGUAUAGUUUGGGGAAGUUCUGUGAAUUGUGAAAAAACCUUAAGCAGUCUUAUAGUAAUAAAUACGCUAUUUGUCCCAUUUUACCAUACAGACACCUACGUGUUUUUUGUUUUUGUUUUUCACAUUGCAUAUCCUGACAGACAGCACCAAGGCUCUGCAGCAAUAGCGGCAUAAGCUGCUGUCCAAACCAAAAUACGUAAUUAAAGCUCAUUUUACAAAGCUGAUGGUCGUGGUCGGUUGAGGGUGUAAUGGGAUAUUUUACUUGAAUAUUGUAGCUCACAAUGGCACUGCCAUCUUUUCAUGCAGGUCCAUACUUUACUCCCAGGAGGUUCACAUGCAGACACCUGCCUCACUGUCUUGCUUUCGAGCAAGAGUAUAACACUAAGGUUAUAACUGGGGUACCCAAAAGUUAGAUUCCCAGAUGUUUUAAAACUAUUCCAUGAUGCAUCGUCAUUCCAAAAUCAUCGUCAUUCAUUAGUUCUACAACAUCUGGGGACCUCCUUUUUGGGCACUCCUGGUGUAUAAGAUCCUGCAGGAUUCUCUGUACAGCAAGUUGUGCAAGAAUUUUCCUUUCCCACAGACAUUCCUAGCGAUAGCUGUCGGGAAUUGACAUAACUUGACUUCUGACUUGACUGGAAGUCAAAGGAAUCCCUACUUUGAUUUAUACAGGCUGUGUAAUGAAAUUCGAAUACAAUCAGUGGAUUUCUGAGUAUUUCAUAAAGAUGAAGGGACAGUAGAUUAAAUGUCUAGAAAAACAUGCAUAUGCCACUAAACAAACCGGACGUACACACUUGCGUUCUAUUGAGAGUUCAUAAGGUAUAGGUUUGUUUUAGAUAGAGGCAAGGUGUUAGGAUUAUAAUUAAUGAAGUACGGAUUGGGUUUUAGAGGAUAAGGUUAUAAAUUGUGGUUUUAGGAACCUGGUGUACUAUUAUUAUAAUAUGCCAGCCCCAUUCCAAGUGACCUUUCAGAAAAGGCUGCUAAACAGGACAAAGCAUACUACGAGGACAAUGAAAGGCUGCAGCAUAAUUGAUCAGGUAUCCUUAAUUUACUUUUCUUUGGCCAGCACUUUAGAAAACCAUUCUCUUCUACAGAAAUACUUUGCAGGAGUAUUGGGAAUAUAAUUAACCAGUAAUGGGCCAAAACAACAGUAACUAUGAACUGAAAGUUAAUGCUAACCAGAAUAUUGCUAUAAACACCACUCAUCAGUAACCACUGGUAUGCUUUCUUAAUGGAACGUUUCUGUUACCAUAACCACUCCAAAAUACUCACAGCCACUUUAAAGGAACACUAUAGUGUUGAGAAUCACUGUCUAGGUCAGGGGUAGUCAACCUGGUCCCUACCGCCCACUAGUGGGUGGUUUGGAAUUUCAAGUGGGCGGUGGUGAGUUCUGCAGAAAACGCCCAGUUGUCCUCGAUGGCUGUAGACCAAGACCGGCAGGGGAGAUCCUAUCAUCUCCCCUGCCAGCCUUGCUGUAAGCCCUCUCGGGCUGUUGAGGAUAUAAAAGAUCUCCCUCACCGGUCCACUGACACUGUUCCAGCGGAGGGAAGGGUCUGGGAGGCUCUGUGUUCCUCCCGCAAGCAGGCUGUUAGGAACGUUGCCACGCGUUACCAUGGCAAUGCUCCGAUACAGUGCUGUGCUCGCAGAAGGAAAGGAGAGUCAGCCUGCAGCCAGAGGAGCUGCAGGCUAAAGUGAACAUGCCAGCAGUGGACCACCAAAGCUUGCAGCAUUAUGUCCUCCUCCCUGGUAAAAGGUAAGGGAGGGGGAGACAUUAAGAUAGAUUUUCACAUCUCGCCCACCUACACGCAGCAUAGACCCUAUGCACUCUUCACACAUGCGCGCACACUCUUAUAGGAAAGCUUUGGGAGGCUAUCGCACAUAUGCGGAAAAAUGCAGCGUUGCGCCAAACUGAAUUAAUGCAGCUCUAUAGGAAAUCCAGUGCUGCAUACUGUGCAGCAGUGAGAUAGGAAGGACUGCCACCUAUGUGUUCCUACGCAGUAAUGUAAACACUGCCUAUUCCCUGAAACGGCAGUGUUUACAUUGCUGAGCAUGCAGGGACAGGCUAUAGACACCAGCUCCACUACAUUAAGCUGUAAUGGUUCUGGUGACUAUAGUGUCCCUUUAAUUCUAAGCACCAAAAACUGUUACAUAUUAAUGUAGUUGUUUUCGUGCAUAAACCUUUUCGAUUGUGAUCUCGUUUGGGCAGAGCCAUCGUCACAUACUGUAUGUCAUACACGUCUUAUUAGAAUUCUAUGUUUGUCUUGUUUACCUAUUGUACUGCACUGCCGAAUAUGUUGGCACUAUAAAAUACUUGUAAUUAUGGUAAAAUUGCAGCAAUAUUAAUUAUAAAAACAUUUUAAAAAAGCCUAUGUUAUGUGUAAAGUUAUCCCAAAGAAAAUAUAAGAACAAAUGAUUACAUAGGAGUAGACCUUUUGUAUAUAUUUGAAAAACUGGGUCAAAUGUGUUGUUUACCUACUGUUUCUAUGCUUCCUAUUACAAAGUUUGAAAAGGACAUUUUAUUGUUUAUCUAAACAGUAAUAUAUUUGCAUUAGCUGUGCAGCAUGUGUAUAUUACUCUUCAUUUAUAUAUAUUUUUUAUUCAUUCCACUUUUUAUACAGCUGACUUGAAGAGAACAAUUGCAGUACUUUUGGAUGACAUCCUGCAACGCUUGGGAAAACUAGAGAACAAAAUAGAUUGCUUUGUAGUAAAUGGCUCCUCUACCAACAGUACUAGUGGCAGUCCCAGUGGCAAUCUGGUUCCAUUAACCACAAGUAAACGCAUCAAUAACGCUGGAAACAGAAGAUAGCAAUAAAGAGACAACUAAAAAAAAUAAAAAAAAUUACACCUCCCAGGAAACAUAACUAUCCUUAAUACUGACUUUAUGUACAAUUACAAACUGAUGUUCUUUAAAUUCCGCUUUAAUAUUCUUGGAAAUAAAGACUGCUGUAUCAUAGAGUGCUAAACACGGAGAUCCAAACGAUGGAACGUUUUAGAAUGUAACGGUUACUUGCCAUAAUACAUUUUUUAGUAGAUGGAGUGGGUAUAUACAGUUUGUGUAAUAUAUAUUUUACUGUAUAUACACACUGUAUACGGAUAAUGUUUUUAAAUUUUGUUUUUCUAGAAGGUGAGUCAAAUUUCAGUUUUGAUGCUUUGUACUUAGUACUGUAAGAAAUAUUUUGGACUUAUAAAAUAAAGUGUACACUUGUAGUAGUAUAUUAUAUUUUGCUACACAGAAGAUUUAUGUUAAAGCUGAGGUUCUGAACGUGUGACCCAAAGAAUGUAUUUAUUUGCACUAUUUGUCAAAUCAUAACCGUAGAAGACUUGCUGUAACUCCUCUAAUUUAUGUGCGUGCACACACAUGAAAUAAAGAUGAGAAAUACUUAAAAUAAAAA